CAGUAAUGACAAUAAACAUCGGUGCUGUUUCUGUCGGCUGAUAAUAUUUUGUAAAGCAAUUUGCAUUGUUAUGAAAAUGUUCUGUGAUAUAACUAAAAGUAAUCAAUCAAGUUAGUCAAAAUGGGAACUUUAAACAUAGCAGAGUGGUCACCGGAUCAGGUGACGGAUUGGCUGUCCGGGCUGGGGCCCACUGUGGAGGUCUACGUGCCGGCGCUUCGCCAGCGCGGCCUGGACGGCGCGAAGCUGCUCACUCUGCGAUGUGAUGACCUCGAAUAUCUCGGGAUUCAUAUAAUUGGCCACCAGGAGCUCCUGCUGGAAGCAGUCGAACAUUUGCGGAACUUUGUAUGUAACUUUUGACGCACUUGAAUUCGUACGGAAUAUACAUUAUUAGCU
This is a messenger RNA of Papilio polytes (common Mormon), 393 nucleotides long. RefSeq names its product connector enhancer of kinase suppressor of ras 3 (gene cnk). Lineage: Eukaryota; Metazoa; Arthropoda; Insecta; Lepidoptera; Papilionidae. Gene Ontology annotation, molecular function: protein binding. The record is from RefSeq and is a predicted model, not a curated record. Bases 121 to 357 code for a protein of 78 amino acids. The transcript has 2 exons.